Molecule: messenger RNA, 807 nt
Organism: Hypanus sabinus (Atlantic stingray)
Lineage: Eukaryota; Metazoa; Chordata; Chondrichthyes; Myliobatiformes; Dasyatidae
Exons: 1
Source: RefSeq, a predicted model, not a curated record
ACACCCCGAUCAGCUCCUCCAACACCCCUAUCAGCUCCUCCAACACCCCUAUCAGCUCCUCCAACACCCCGAUCAGCUCCUCCGACACCCCGAUCAGCUCCUCCAACACCGCUAUCAGCUCCUCCAACACCCCUAUCAGCUCCUCCAACACCCCGAUCAGCUCCUCCAACACCCCUAUCAGCUCCUCCAACACCCCGAUCAGCUCCUCCAACACCCCGAUCAUCUCCUCCAACACCUCGAUCAGCUCCUCCAACACCCCGAUCAGCUCCUCCGACACCCCGAUCAGCUCCUCCAACACCCCUAUCAGCUCCUCCAACACCCCUAUCAGCUCCUCCAACACCCCGAUCAGCUCCUCCAACACCCCGAUCAUCUCCACCAACACCUCGAUCAGCUCCUCCAACACCCCGAUCAGCUCCUCCGACACCCCGAUCAGCUCCUCCAACACCCCUAUCAGAUCCUCCAACACCCCGAUCAGCUCCUCCAACACCCCGAUCAGCUCCUCCGACACCCCGAUCAGCUCUUCCAACACCCCGAUCAGCUCCUCCGACACCCCGAUCAGCUCCUCCGACACCCCGAUCAGCUCCUCCGACACCCCGAUCAGCUCCUCCAACACCCCGAUCACCCCUAUCAGCUCCUCCAACACCUCUAUCAGCUCCUCCAACACCCCGAUCAGCUCCUCCAACACCCCUAUCAGCUCCUCCAACACCCCUAUCAGCUCCUCCAACACCCCGAUCAGCUCCUCCAACACCCCGAUCAUCUCCUCCAACACCUCGAUCAGCUCCUCCAACACCCCGAUCAUCUCCUCCA